Messenger RNA from Ruditapes philippinarum (Manila clam), 3154 nucleotides. RefSeq lists its product as uncharacterized. NCBI's taxonomy places the organism in Eukaryota, Metazoa, Mollusca, Bivalvia, Venerida, Veneridae. Gene Ontology annotation, biological process: signal transduction. The transcript is spliced from 18 exons. Bases 1 to 3084 code for a protein of 1027 amino acids. The record is from RefSeq and is a predicted model, not a curated record. Gene Ontology annotation, molecular function: protein binding.
AUGGCUACGAGUACAGAAAAUAAUUCAGAACAUUCUGCAAAUGAUUGCCGUGAUCAGGAUUUAAAAGCUAAGAUACCACCUUUACCUGAAGGGAAAACAAAGCAUUUCUUUGCUUCUUACACCAGUUUAGACAAAGAACGUGUUCAUUCAGUAAUUGAGGACGUCGAAACGAGAUUUGGUCUACAGUGUGUGUUUGAUGAACGGGACUUUCAGGGUGGGAAGGAUAUAACAGUAAAUAUACGUGAAGGAAUGAUGUCUUCUUUAAAGGUAUUACUGUUUCUAACACCAAAUUUUCUAGCAAGUGGCUGGUGUAAAUAUGAAACUGACGCCGCAUUUAUAAACUCUAUGGGUUGUGGCUAUAGCUGUAUUGUGCCUGUACUGCUUGAAGAGUGUGAGAUACCGCCCGUACUUGUGACCUUGACCUACAUUGAUGCAACUAUUCUGGGAUUAGAUGUGCCAGCUAAAAUUGCAGCUUCACUACUACGCCCUGCUACCGAUGACGGUUUAUUCUCUCUCAACAUUCGGGCUUUUAACAAACAAUACGAGAAUGGAUAUUGUUUUAUAAUUCCGGCUGUACGAGAUAACUUAAGUGUCAUCAGACCUGCCAAGUACCGAUUUUUGAUUGAUGAUAACCUCAUAGAAAAAUUGAAGGAAAACAAGGUUGAGGUUCCAGAAAAGCUGUUAAAAACGACUGUCGAUUUCGUGAACAAGGAUCUCAUUAUGUGCUCAUACGAUUAUCUCUACCGAUGUAAAAACUUUGCAUGGACGUUUUUUCUGCUACCACUUUUAGCGUUGAUAAUUGCAGUUUAUGAAGAGGCAUGGGUUCUUAAUACUGCUACUAGAGGAAGGGAAUAUGAUCUUUCAGAUUAUUGGAUUCAAUAUAUGUUAAUAACGGCCUUUAUUUGUUUAUUUAUAAUCAUUCAAAUAAUGAUUUGCUUCUUGCCAAUGUGCUGCCAUAGGAAACAGCGGGAUUUCUCUCUACAAUCAAACCUCUGGCGGAAAGUCGGUAAAGAAUGUAUUGAAAAUAAUGUUUUAUUUUUGUUCACUGGACGGCGGAACAAGAAACCAUCUCUCCUUGUAAUGAGAUACAACAUAGCAAGGUGUAAGGAGUACUUUGUUGGUAUUAUCAGAUCAAGGAAUGUUACACUGGUUGAUCGGACAUUAACACCCGAGAUGUAUGCAGACAUAUUAAUUGAAAGACAUCUUGAGCAAAGUCUUCAUAUUAUGGCAGAUGAUUUUGAUUUUCUACCAGACGCGUCAUACAAUCGGCAUAAUGUUAAGAAAGGGAAAAUGUGCAUUUGUCAACAACUUCAACAUGACUUAUAUAAGGAUGAUGUCAUGUUAAAAAGACUAACCGCUACUGAAAAUAUUGUUCAAGAUCUUCUUCGUGAAGUGAAUGAUUUGAAAUCUCGAGAUAAGGUCCGACAGAACAAGGUUGCGUACUUAGAGAAACAGCUUCGUUUACAGCGACAGCACAGCUUUAACCUCGAUAAAUGUGAUUCUAAGAAUAGAAUACGUAGACAGAACGUGGAAAGUCCAAUUGCCUUCUUUGCUAAAAUGGAUGCUCAUCUGGAACAUGCUGGCAUCCAUCAAACCGUAGUAUUUGACGUGGUCGUAACUUACAUUGGAAACGCAUACAACAAACAUGUCGGUGUCUUUGUUGCUCCCGUAACCGGAACCUACGUAUUCUCGACAACUCUUGUUUCCCGCCAUUUUGCCAGUGCGCAUGCAGAAUUUGCUAUACCUAUCUGUGUAAUCAUGGCUACGAGUACAGAAAAUAAUGCAGAAUAUUCUGCAAAUGAUUGCCGUGAUCAGGAUUUAAAAACUAAGAUACCAGCUUUACCCGAAGGGAAGACAAAGCAUUUCUUUGUUUCUUACACCAGUUUAGACAAAGAACGUGUUCAUUCAGUAAUUGAGGACGUCGAAAAGAGAUUUGGUCUACAAUGUGUAUUUGAUGAACGGGACUUUCAGGGUGGGAAGGAUAUAACAGUAAAUAUACGUGAAGGAAUGAUGUCUUCAUUAAAGGUAUUACUCUUUUUAACACCAAAUUUUCUCGAAAGUGGUUGGUGUAAGUAUGAAACUGACGCGGCAUUUAUAAACUCUAUGGGUUGUGGCUAUAGCUGUAUUGUGCCUGUACUUCUUGAAGAGUGUGAGAUACCGCCUACACUUGUGACCUUGACCUACAUUGAUGCAACCAUACCGGGAUUAGAUGUGCCAGCCAAAAUUGCAGCUUCACUUUUACGCCCUGAUACUGAUGACGGUUUAUUCUCACUUAACAUUAGGAUGAUGAACCGAUAUUACGAGAAUGGAUAUUGUUUUAUCAUUCCGGCAUCACGUGAUAACCUUAGUGUCGCAAGACCUGCCAAGUAUCGUUUUUCAGUUGACAAUAACCUGAUUGAAAAAUUGAAGGAAAAUAAAGUUGAGGUACCAGAAAAGCUGUUACAAAAGACAGUUGAUAUCUUGAACAAGGAUCUUAUAAUGUCCUCAUACGAUUAUCUAAGCCGUUUGAAAAACUUCGCCUGGGCAUUUCUUCUGGCACCACUUUACGCGUUGAUUUCUUUAAUAGCUGAAAUGUCAUGGGUUCUUGAUCAUGCACAGAGAGGAAGGGUCUUAGCUUUCUCAAACUACAGUCUGUCUGUUCUUAUGGGUAUUUUUAUGGGUUUAUCAUUUGUCAUCAUUCAAAUAAUGAUAUGCUUCUUGCCAACAUGCUGUCAUAGGAAACAGAGAGAUUGUUCCUUACAAGGCAAACUUUGGCGGAAGAUUGGUGCAGAAUGUGUUAAAAACAACAUUUUAUUGUUGUUCACUGGAAGGCGGAACAGCAAACCGUCUCUCCUUGUAAUGAGAUAUAACAUAGCAAGAUGUAAGGAGUACUUCGUUGGAAUAAUAAAAUCAAGAAACAUUGUUCCUGUUGAUCAUACAUUGACGCAUGAGAGUUAUGCAGAUAUGUUAAUUGAAACACAUCUGGAGCAAAGUUUUCAUAUCAUGGCAGACGAUUUUGAUUUUCUACCAGACGCCCCAAUCAAUCGUCACAACGUAAAGAAAGGGAAAAUGUGCAUUUGUCAACAACUUCAACUUAACCUAUAAUGUUUCGUUUGGGGACGUUUCAGUGUGCAUACUUAUUUCAUAGACACCUUUAAAAAUAUGAAAAAUAAAA